Messenger RNA from Fusarium vanettenii 77-13-4, 1479 nucleotides. RefSeq lists its product as uncharacterized. Gene Ontology annotation, molecular function: oxidoreductase activity. The transcript has 2 exons. The record is from RefSeq and is a predicted model, not a curated record. Lineage: Eukaryota; Fungi; Ascomycota; Sordariomycetes; Hypocreales; Nectriaceae. Bases 100 to 1158 code for a protein of 352 amino acids.
CGAUAUCACUUUCUUGUUGGGUAUAAAAGCCGCAGGAGCCCCCAUUUGCAGCAUUGUAGAGGUUUUUAUCAAAAAGAUUGUCCAUUAGCUUCCGUCAUCAUGCCUCUUGUCGCUCAGAAUCCGAAGCAUCGCGUCAUCCUGGGUCUAAUGACCUUUGGACCCCCUGGUAGUGAGGAGCUUGAUGCACGUAUCUGCGAUUCGGAAACAUUUACCAAGGCCCUCGAUGUCUUUCAGGGUCGAGGAUACAGCGAAAUCGACACAGCACGCGUCUAUGUCGGUGGUAAGCAAGAGGCCUGGACUCGCCAGGUUGGUUGGCAGGAGAGGGGUUUCACUCUGGCCACCAAGGUCAAGUAUCCCAGGGACCCUGGCGACAAUACGGCCGAGAAGGUUGUUGAGUCGGUCGAGACCAGUCUGAAGGAGCUCGGAACCGACUGCAUCGAUCUGCUCUACCUCCAUCGUCCUGAUCGUGGUAUCCCCUUUGCAGAGACGCUGGAGGCCAUCGAUAAGCUCCACAAGGCAGGAAAGUUUGUUCGAUUCGGCAUCAGCAACUUUGCGGCGCAUGAAGUGGCAGAGGUUGUCAUGACCUGCAAGUACAACGGCUGGGUGCGACCCACGGUGUACCAGGGCAUGUACAACUGCGUCACCCGUUCCAUCGAGUCGGAACUCUUUGUCGCAUGCAAGCGGUACGGACUCGACAUUGUCGUGUACAACCCCAUCGCCGGCGGCUUGCUUUCUGGCAAGAUCAAGUCACGGGACAUUGCGCCUGACAGCGGCCGCUUCUCGGACAACUCUAGGAUUGGCAAGAUGUAUCGCGAUCGCUACUUUAGAGAGAGCACCUUCAAAGCGUUGAGUGUUAUUGAGCAGGCCGUGGAGAAGCACGGGUUGACCAUGAUCGAGACGGCACUGCGGUGGAUGGUUCACCACUCCCAGCUUCGCAUCACCAACGGCAACGAUGGAAUCAUCAUUGGCAUCUCCAACGUGGACCAGCUGGAGAACAAUCUCGACAACCUGGAGAAGGGGCCGCUCCCCGACGAGGUGGUGCAGGCACUUGACCAGGCAUGGCAGUUUUCCAAGGCAGAUACGCCCAACUACUGGCACGGGGAGUUGGAAUACGGAUAUAAUGUCCACGAGGCUCUCUUUGGUGCUGGGGCGAAAUAAGUCAGGAACCCGACAGCUUCUAUGGAACUUGGGUACUGUACGUAGGCAAGGCAGACGAAGCAACAGAGCUGAGAUAAAGGCGCCAACUCACGUGCCGUCCUCUGUGACUACCGCGCCUCAUCUGGUUAUCUCAACCAUCUCAGCUGGUGGUGGUGGUGUGGUGAGACGGGUGCUGAGCGCGCGUGGUGGUGUAGGGGGCACAUGACCAAAGGUGUCAUCGUUAUCGUGGGACCAGCUUGGCACCUUUCAGAAACCGACUCAUGAUAGCUCAAGAGUAGCGCAGCACGCAAUCAGAUGUUGAGACGGAAUAGCACAUGGCAU